CUCGUUUAGUUCACCCGCCGCUAUCCGACUGCUCGCGGUAUGUGCGACAGUAUCGCGCCGUCUGCCGUAUUGAACGUGUCGAUGCAUAACAUUUUACUUUUACAUUUACUUAUUACACUCGUCUCUUGUCUAAUCAUAAUAUAAGUACUAUUACUUGACUAAUUAUAUUGCUAUCUAAUCACAAACUCAUUAACGCCGUUUCAAUUUCUCUGAUAAAAUUCUUUAAACUUUACCUCAGUCUUUAGCCUUUAUAUUAACGAAAGUGGAAGCGACAAGUUAUACCAAAUAAAUAAAUUCAGUGGAUUUUAUUUAGAAAAAACCUUUAAAAGUUUUUGUAUAAUUGAAAAUUAAAGAUAUUUAUUUAAGUUUUGUGAAUAAAGUUUGGAGCAAUAUAUUACUAUGUACAUUGUGGAUGUAUGAGAAUAUAUUUAUACAUACUACUGUGCGUAUAACAGCCGUAACCGGUGCAAAAAAAGGCAUAACAUAAUAAGAAUAAGUAUAAGUUUUAAAUGUGUUGGUGAUGACAAGUUCCCUCUUUUCUUGCUUGAGGAUUACUUCACCUUGUUUUGCUCGGCGUUAUUGCCAUCAAAGAUCCCUACGGUCUUUAUAGUCAUCUUGUUACCACUUUUACUACUGACGAUCAUUUUGAGACACUGAUUUAAAUUAUUCACGGUUCAUUUAGUCCGAUCGGCCACGCAUCGCCCCCGCCACCUGCGCCUUUUUCUGGGCACCAACAACAGCAGCAGCAGCAGCAGCAGCAAGAUAUUUCACCGCCGAGAGGACCACGGACUCUUUUAUUACGCCGCAGCGAAAAUGGAUUUGGAUUUACCCUUCGCCACUUUAUCGUCUAUCCGCCCGAGUCCUGCUGUAUGCUGCCAGGACACGAGCGGACGAAAAUCGAGGAGCCAAUGGACACAAUUUUCGUAAAACAAGUCCGAGCAAAUUCACCAGCAGCUGAAGCAGGUCUUCGGACCGGAGACCGCGUCGUGUCAGUAGACGGCGUUCCAACUCGCGGUGAGCAGUACGCGAGUGUCGUUCAGAGAAUCCAGCAAGCAGAACCUUGGCUGCGACUUCUUGUAGUUUCUAAGGACGACGACUUUUUGCAAAAGUUUUUCGGUGACACUGCGCACAAUCCCGAGACAAAUCAACGACCAGCUCGCCUCCGAUCUCCCGAAAAGAUCUUACAGAAGCAGCGUAGGUCAAUGAGCAUGAUACCGGGUCCCUCAUCCAGAGCUCGACAAUCUUGGGUUUGCCAAACGCUUCCGGGCUCAGAGAACCAAGGCACGGGUUCUUCCUACCGCCUAAGAGAAGAAGCUCUGAAGGACCAAGCGGCGAACAAAAUGACGACCUCGGUGCCUAAUAUCCAGCGACGGCCGCUAAUUGAAGCUCGAAAUCACGAAAGUAUGUACAGCCGUACAGACGAUAGAAGCCAGCGGAGAUCGUUACCUCAGCAGCAAGAUAUCGAUUCCAAUCCCAUGGUCCAAGUGUAUCGAUCUCCAGACGCGAAAUUCCACCUAUACGACCGUACCCGUUCAGAGUCUAUUUACUCGCGGCCCAGCAGCGAGCAGAUCUACGACAAGAUCAAGGAUCCUAUUUACGAGCGAGUCAGACCCGAUUUAAAUACCUUCAGCAAGUCGCUGGACCAUCAGUACCCCAUGUCUCGCGCUGAGCCGCAAGUUCCUAUUUACCGUCCGGGAAGACGCGUCGUUACCCGACGCGCCAGCGAAGGCAGCGGCCCGAUUAAUGAUCCCGAAAUGAUCCCGAAUGAGGGCGGAAAUGGUGGAGGAGGACAGGGUUAUAGCAACAAUGAAGGGUUUCAGUCAGCUGGAGGAGACCCGGGGUCUAGAUUGAGUGUAGAAUCUAGGGAGAGACAAGAUUCGUCACCGCUUAGUAAAGACAGCAGUAUUUCUUCGUCCUAUGACUCCACUUCGACGCUUACUGGCAAUGAAUGUUCAGAUGAUUCAAUUAUGACGAGACUGAGAAAGAGUUUUGAACAGAAGGAAGAAUUUUUACGACGUCCCAGUCAUCCUAUUGGCUGGCUUUUGCCAGAUGAAACCGCGAGGAUUAAUUCGCAGGGUCAGGGGGUCAUUCAAAGGGAGUUUUAUGCCCGACCGCAAAAGCUUCAGCGGCAGGUUUGGCCGCCCAAUGAACAGCAGGGUCUACAAAAUCAACAACAACAGCAGCAGCAACAGAGGAAUAAUAGUUUAGAAAAAGCUAAAAAUAAUAAACCAAGUAACCAAAAUUUACAAAGAGUUAGGGGUGAUGUGGUUGAAAGCAAUGAUGUGGAUAAAAAUGGAGACCGCGAGGGAGCUCAAGCGAUUCGUGAUCGAUUUUAUUCAUCUUUGUAUGACACAAAUCAAUAUGGUAAAGAGAAUAAUUUUAGUAAUUAUUCUCCGGCUAGUGAAUCACCGAAUCGUAAUACUCCGAAUUCCUCACCGAGAAAUACGAGUAAUAAUAAGAAUACUUUUAUUACUACUCUGUCGAGGAUACAUGAAAAUGUUGCGCAGCAGCAGCAGCAACAGUUGGAGGAGCGACAAUUGGAUCAGCAGCAGGAAAGUGAGCUUAGAAAUGGGACUUCUUCGUUGCCGGCUUCACCUGGACCUGAUAAGAAGGAAAAGUUCACGGUGCCCCCGCAGGGCCUGCAGAUUGUUUCGAGAAGGGCUAAACAGUUUGAGUCGGGGAGGCUGCUUAGUGAUGAUGAUGAGCCGACUAGUGAUAGGACUAAUUUGUACAAAAGCGAGCUCUCGAGACUGUCGAAUAAAAGGAGUGUUCCUAAUGUGGCGGUUAGGAAACGCGAGUUUGAGUCUAAAGCUGAGUUUCAUGAGGGAAGGAGAAUUGCUGCUAAUAGAGAAAGUAAAUCGUUAGAUUCUGGCAAAGGGUUGUCGGGGAAUCGAAUAAUUCCUAUAGGCAGCAAAUACAUCCACUGCGUACCACCUUCGGGUUACAGAGAAGAUAAAGAAACACCGGCGAUGGAUAUGGAACCGGUUCGGUUGCGAGCACGAAGUAAUAGCGCUGAAUCUUGGGAAGCUGUGAACGGAGGAACGACCCGACGAGGCGUCAGACAUACCUGGCAGACAGAACCCGACGAUCCGGAGGGCGAAACACGAAACAGCAAGGCUAAGAGACAAGACAGCUAUCUUCAGGCUGUUAGAAACCACCUCGACCGAGGAUCUCACGUCGGACAGCAGCACGAAACAGCGAACGAGGAGCCAAAACCCAUGGAAUUGAAUUCGGUAUUUCCGGCAGCAUUAUCAGAGGCCAUAGCGAGAACAACUGCAAGCACGAUGCCGACCGUAACCAUUAGUCCUCCCCAGCCAGUUCGCCCAAAUCAACUUCCUAUCCCGAACCCUCUGCGGCCUUUAGAUACUCGAGAGAGCUCAUUCAAUCAUCAGCAUUUACCAUCAGAUCAGCAGAAUGUCGACGAUCCCGAGUCCACUGGCUCGAGCCUAGCCCCGGGGUCCGACUCACCAGCCAACGAAGUAGUUCUGAGGCGACAGAAAAAUAGUCAACUGAGUGAUGAAGAACGCGCUACCAGACGCGUUUCUUAUCUCAAAGCUACGUGGGGCGAACGGAUGCAUGUGGACAGUGAUCUGGAAUUGAGUGAUACUGAAUCGGUAGUUCAAGCAAUACGAAGCGUACACAGGCGAUGGAGACCGCCACUGUUUCCUAGCGACAUUACGCCACUUCGGCGAAUCUUCGAGGAUGUUACUCAAGCUGCAUCACUGCACCGUCACUACCAUCGUAACAGCAUCGCAAAUACACAUAGUAAUACCACAUGCAGCGCCGGGACGCCGAAGGACGUCGAACCGGUCGAGCGAGAAGGAUCCCUUCACGUCAAGUUUACUGUACUUGAUGGCAAGAGAUCUACAGACCGUUCGUGGAAGCAAGUGUGGGGCGUUCUUCGUGGCCCUAUCCUAUACUUUUACAAGGACCGUCACACUCAGAGUCCAUCAGCAACGAGUGAUAGUGACGUAGGACAACAUGUCGACGUGAGAUGUUCUUUGGUAGACGUAGCUGACGAUUACACUAAGAGGAAACAUGUAUUCCGUGUUGCUAAUACAAGUGCGGAAGUGCUUCUGCAAACUGACGACGCUGCAUCUAUGGCUCUUUGGCUGAGAGCACUUCAUAAGCAUGCUGCUGCUGAAAAGACUUCGGACGGCAAUUCAAGUACGACGAAACAGCAAGCAGUGCCACAAACACCUGGACCAACAACACCUAGUGGCAGCCCAGCUGGAGGCCAACGGCUAAGUCCACUGCCAGGUCACAAAGGCAUUAGAAAGUUAACGUCUUUCCGCAAUCGUUCGCCAACUGGUCAAUCACCUGUCAAUAAAACCCGCAAACCUAGCCAGACAGUCGAGCCGCUGCAGUCCCCGAAAUCUAAGACAUGGAAGGGCCGCGUUGCUAAACAACUAAGAAAGAUGCAUGGUCAGGCCGGCUCCCCGUCGUCGCCAACGGCGCAGUUACAGCCCGAGGGUGCUACUUUCAAAGUUCCGUUGGAAUUGUGCCCGGUGUCCUCGUUCUCGGAGUUCGUGCCGCUGAUUGUUGAAAUGUGUACUAGUAUCGUCGAAGCGAGGGGUCUUGAAGUUAUUGGAAUUUAUCGAGUGCCUGGAAAUACUGCAGCUAUAUCACAGCUUACUGAGAGUGUCAAUAAGGGCUUUGAAAAUAUUAACUUACAGGAUCCAAGAUGGAGUGAUGUUAAUGUAAUUUCCUCGUUAUUAAAAUCAUUCUUCAGACAACUUCCCGAUUCUUUAUUAACAGCAGAAUUAUAUCCAAUGUUCAUUGAUGCAGACAAAAUAGAAGAUCCCCAAAGAAGAAUGGCAACAAUUAGAAAACUUUUGAGAGACUUACCAGAGCACCAUUUUGAAACUCUCAAGUAUUUAAUGUUCCAUUUGAAAAAAGUUGUCGAGCACAGUGAGAUUAAUAAAAUGGAAGCGAAAAAUUUGGCAAUUGUAUUCGGACCAACUUUAGUACGAGCCAGUGGCUCGAGGGAUAAUAUGGUUACAAUGGUUACUGACAUGUCGCACCAGUGUAGGAUUGUCGAGAGCUUAUUGAACAAUGUCGAUUGGUUCUUCUGUGAAGAAGACUUAGACGACUUGAGUAGAUUAAGCGUUAAUUUAAGUCUUCCUGCCGAUGGCAGUGAAGCAGAAACAACAACCAAUCACAACCUUCUUCUCAACAAUAUUCAAAAAGUCGAAGGCAUGCGUGAAAUGGUCUCAGCUAAGGACAUUGUAUCUUCAAUCAUAUCCGCAGCUAACAGAAAGAUUCAAAGGCGGAGGAAAGGUCAAGAGGAGCAGGAGAGUGAAGAUCAUGAAGACGAAAAGACGAAAGCUAAGCAAGACGAAUCAUUGGGAGUAAUUCGGCAAAGUAUGGCGUUGAAUGAACGACAAUGCUCAGUGAGCGAAAUGGUACUGAUGCACGAGACAAAAAGUCAGCCAACGCAUACGAAUGACAACACAGUGAUCAGCAGCGCUAAUUCAAGUCCUCUGAACAGUUCUUCCAUAUCAAGCAGGUCCAAGUAUCCCGGCAGUACAUCAAUCCAACAGCAGCAACAAGAGCAGCAGCAGCAAUCUCAACUUUCUACGACUCUUAGUUUAGAUUCUUCGCGACUAUCUUGUGAUAUUGGCUCAGGCAGCUUGGAUACUGUCUCGACGAUCUCGAAUCUGUCAAACGACACGAAGCAGAGUAAUGACGAAGUGGCGAUACGUACGUACGCCGGGCUGAGUGCGACAACACAGGAGAGAAUCCGUAGGUUCGAGCAGGAGACAAAAGCAAUGCUGCAACGUGACCAGCAUCGCCAGAGACGCGAGGCGGAAAAACGGGAAGAAGAACGACGGAGAAUAGAAAUGGAAUGGCAACUUGCCAAGAGAGAGAUGGAGAACGAUGAUAUCCUUGAUGGGAUCAUAGAUAACACUGUUGGGGCACCUUAUCUCACUGAUCGAUUGUCCAAUUUAAACGACAGGCUUGCUGAGAGAUCUAGUGGUGAUAACGGUGCUGAUACUCAUAGGUCCAAAUCUACUACAAGAUUGACGCCAUUGUCUCUCGCUGUACAGCAACAACCCACUGCUAGGCAAAAAGCACUCGCUACUAAUCAACUUACCAGUCUUAUUGGUGAAAAAAUUAAUAAUGGGAUUGUCAAAAAAUUCAAGACUGAUAAAGAGUCAUCAAUGGAGUCAUUGGCACCAACUCGAUACGGCAGUUUAGAUUCGCUUCAUGAAGUCCACACAUCACCAUCACCAUCACAUCAAACUCGCGGCAUCCCCGGCGACAUCUCAGACGAUGCCGGAUCUUGUUUUCUUCACUGGACACAGAAGAUACUUACUAUAAACAGAAAGCUUGUUAGGCACACAGCAACCCCGAGUUUUUGGUGCUACAUAUCGUCCCAUCUACACGGUUCUGCAGGCGCCAGUAGCGCCUCCACGAAGACACCGGCCCCACAACCACCCGAACCCCGUACCGCCACCGACCCCUCAACCACCACCUGCUCUGCAGCAUCAUCCUCAUCAUCACCACCGUUACAACUCUCCGAGCCAAGGGUGUCAGAGUCAGGGCUCGGGGCCGGGCCGUCCUCCAAGACUUUGAACAAAUUCCUCAGAGGGAGCGAUCUCUUAACCAGUCUUACGUCGACGUUCGAUCGAAAAUGGAAAUCUCUUGUGAAUCCAUCGAAUCUGCUGGUAUCGUCUGCUGAGAACAAUGGUACUGCUAAUUCUUAUAAUAAACAAAACAACUAUAAUGAUAAUGAUUGUAACCAGUCUACAAGAUCACCUGAAGUUUAUCGUGACCCAAGUCUUCAUAAAGCUCAUAUUGAUAAAAAUAUUUUGGUUCGCACGAAGACCGAUACACUACUGGAGAAAGAAAAAAACUUGACGGUCGCCGAGAUAACAGAAAAAUCAAAAGGAGAAUUAAGCAGGCCGGAUAACGAUCGCAAUGUUCACAGAAAAACAUCUGAAACAAGUACAACAGCAACAGACUCAUCAGACGGUGGAUCACUUUUGGACGCAACUGAGAAAGACGAAAACCCAUCAAAAAUACCUAUUAAAUCAAAACGAUUUGAGACGAAAAACAAAUCUCAAGAAAAUGAAUCGGCAUCUAAUUCGCAGCACAACGAUGAAGCUAAAUCAAUUUCUCAAAAUGACUGCAACAAUCUGCAAUCAGAGGACAAGUCGAUAAUGGAUUCGUCGUACUCAAACAAGCUGGAAAAAUUUGAGAGCUUGAGCAGCCAAGCAAAUGAGUCGCGCUCUCGAUUAAAACGGUCAGAAUCAUUGAAUAAACGGACGGAAAUAGCUUCUUCGAAAUUGAAGCGCUCUGAAAGUUUGAAUAAACAUUCUGAUAGACUCGCUUCUCCGACAAACGGCAAAUUGAAACGUUCUGAGAGCUUGAACAAACACGCCGAGAGAUCAGAGUCGCCGAAUAUGAAGCUAAAGCGAUCGGAGUCGUUAACUAAAACAGAAAAAACCGAGUGCAAUAUCAGCAAGCGAAGACAAUCUGUCAGGAAAGAAAGCGCGACAAAGCUCAAACGAAAAAAUGGCAUGCCCGAGCGAUCGAUUAAGCGACGACACACUGUGGGUGGUACUAAGGACUUCGACAAGGUUCAUUGGUUGGAUAAUAAAUUACAAUCUGAGACGGAGCGAAUUAUUAAAAAUGAUAAUAAACCCAAAAAAAGCCAACUAAGAACUAGUUCACCAGAUUUAAGCAGUAAUCGCGUUAAUGUUGCUGACACAAGUUUCCUUAUUGAAGUUAGCUUCCGUGGGCCGAGUAAUGUUGUUUUUAACGUCACAAAUGCAAGACCACAGUCGCUACCCGACGCUAAUUUAGCUUCGAAAGUUUUCAAAGUACCUCUUGAAAGUCACGUUUAAUGUAAUUUACAUUACAAAGUUAUUUAAUUAUACACAAAAUCGAUUGCGCAAUUUUUUUAAUAGUUUUACGAAAAAUUAUUUUUUAAUACAUUUCUUUUACCGAGAUUUU
Messenger RNA from Cotesia glomerata, 7962 nucleotides. RefSeq lists its product as uncharacterized. Gene Ontology annotation, biological process: signal transduction. The record is from RefSeq and is a predicted model, not a curated record. Lineage: Eukaryota; Metazoa; Arthropoda; Insecta; Hymenoptera; Braconidae. Bases 870 to 7853 code for a protein of 2327 amino acids. The transcript has 24 exons. Gene Ontology annotation, molecular function: protein binding; phospholipid binding.